UAAAACGUCAUGACGUAUGACGUACGUGCCCCGCCCCACUGGGUGAAGCGUUUCCGUCAAGAUGGUUGUUGGUGCCUUCCCUAUCGCCAAGCUCCUCUACCUGGGAGUAAGGCAGAUGAGCAAGCCCGUGGCGAACCGGAUAAAAGCUGGUGCCCGGAGAAGCGAGUUCUUUAAGAACUACAUCUGCCUGCCGCCGGCCCAGUUUUAUCACUGGAUUGAGAUGAGGACAAAGAUGCGGAUCAUGGGCUUUCGGGGCGCCACCGUCAAGCCACUGAACGAGGACGCGGCCGCAGAGCUGGGCGCCGAGUUGCUGGGCGAGGCGAUCAUCUUCCUCGUCGGUGGCGGCUGCAUGGUGUUGGAGUACAGCAGGCAGGCCUCAAACGCUCGCCGCAAGGAGGACGAGCUGAGCGACACCAUCACAAACCUACAGACUGAGCUAGCAGAGCUAGCGCUAACCACAGAGACGCUCAGCGCCCAGCUGAGAGAGGUCAACCGGCUGCUGCUCUCCUUCCCUGCUCCCACCCAAAAGUGACUGAAUUAAUUCAGUGUCGUGCAUAUUGUAUGCCUGUGUGUGAAAGGGGGGAAGUGCACCAGCAACCUACUGUCAUACAUACAGCCUGAUAGCUACUUUGCUACUCUAUGUCUCCUGAGGGGCGGAGGAGAUGGGUGUCUGUGCACUGUGCUAUUUGGGGCUAUAAUUUGCUCUCGUUUUGAGCAACUAGUUGUAAAGUGGGAUUGCUAUGAUAUUCAUAGUGGAUUUCUAUGGUUGGCAUUGCAAGUUCAUUGAAAAAGUCAUUGUACAGAAAGAUGUACAGCACCAGGCAAUGGUAACCCUCGAGGUAAUAUAUUUUGUAACAGCUCCAGCAUAUCACCUAAUUAUUUGUAACAUCUUUGCUUUCAUAAUUUAUUGGCCUCUGUUUGAAGUGACAGUUGAUUAUACAUUUUCUGAUCCAAAAAAACAACAAAAAAGUAAAAGAAAACCAACAUUAUCAUUUUAUUAUUUUUUAGACUAUCCACAAUCACUGUUUAAUUUACAUCUCAUGUUGUGAACACUGGUUCAUGUAAAGUGCAAUGAGAGGGGAUAAAAGAAUGGUGUGAAAUAAAAAUGAUAUGCUGCCUGUUAAUCUGUGUCAAGUAUUCUGAUCAUAAAACCAUAAAAUACCAUUACUCAGCACACACUAGCUGUACUUUACAAGGUUGGCCUGUUUUAGAUGUCAUAAAUGG
Molecule: messenger RNA, 1224 nt
Organism: Menidia menidia (Atlantic silverside)
Lineage: Eukaryota; Metazoa; Chordata; Actinopteri; Atheriniformes; Atherinopsidae
Source: the annotation of a GenBank genome assembly